AUGCCGGGCAAAAAGCGGAACGUUGCCCAACCGCCAGGACCAGGGAGAGCGACGCGUUCUAGCGCACGAGUGAGGUCGCAGACUGGUAGCGGUGGUAAUAAUGGCGCAUCUUCAGCAUCAUCGUCGGCCGCGGUCCCACAUGUGUAUCGCCAAAUGGUCGCGGAGGCUAGGAGAGAGAUUAGAGCGCAGGAGCUGGAUGAUGAGGAGGAGCCUGAACGGCCGGUGAAGCGCAGACGGCCGGGGGAGGGACGGCCUGCGAGGAGGGCGGAAUCAUCGCAGAGAGGUGUUGCGGAAUCUGCUGCUCGCAGUCGUGUAGUGGGAGCAAGGCUAGGAGUUUCUGACGAUGGUGGUGAUGAUAGUGAUGCUGACGAGGGGGAAGGUGUGGACGUUAUGCUCCCACCACCUACGGUGCAAACUGUAACGAGGGAUUCGGAUGACGAGGAUGAUGAGGACGAGGAUGACGAAGAGGAUAUUGAGUUUGAAGAUGUUACGAUUGACAGGACCGGGUCUUCGUCGGUGCCGAAGAGCAAGCCCGGCCAAUCCACUGAACUCAAUCUGGACCUUUCGGCGCAACUGGCCACACAAACCGCUCUGCGGCAGAUCAACAGGCGCAAGGCUAUCAGUCGGGAAGAAAAAGCACGUCGCAUCGAGGUGCACAAGGUCCAUCUCGUGUGCUUAUUAGCGCACCUCGAGAUCCGGAAUCGGUGGUGCAACGACGAGCAGGUUCAAGAGGUGCUUCGGUCAUUGUUGCCGCAGAAGACGAUUGGAGCCUUGAUCCCUCGGGCGAGCCUGAAUCAGUUUGGGCGGUCCGAGUCGUUGAGAAAGGGCCUACAGGAGGCGAAAGACUUGUUCAAGUCCAGGUUCACCAUCACGGAGAGGGGGCUACGUAGGGCGUUGUGGGCGGAAGACGAGGAGCAGCUGAAGGAUUAUCAACCCCCCGAUGAUAUCGACUCCACGCUGGAGAAGAGUGAUUUCCUCGAGGCGGCCAAAACGUUGCGAGGCUCACGCGAUGUAGGCGCGCAAUUAUUCUGCGCCCUGCUUCGGUCCGUAGGGGUCGAGGCCCGUUUGGUCUGUUCGCUCCAACCCCUUUCUUGCUCACCGGGCGCGCCGACGAUGCCGAAGCCGAAAGCGCGCAAGACUCAGACGCCACAGAAGCAACCAUCUCGGGCUGAGAUCUAUGCAGCGGCACUUGCUAGGCAUGAAACCAGGUUUCCCGAAUUCCAAGCUGGUGCAACAACCCCAUCCCCCCGUCGGCGGCUCGGCCAUCCGAAUGCAGCUGCUCACAUCAUCCCAUCACUCACCCCGCCAGCGCAGUCGCCUUCCCCGAGACCUACGGCUCGUACUCACACCGGCAUACGGGGCGAAUCCCCCUUCCCUGUUUACUGGGUUGAAGUCCUCGACGCUGCCCACCAGAAAUGGCACCCGGUCGACCCCCUCGUGACAUCAACGCAAUGGAAGCCACGCGUUCUUGAACCCCCAGCCUCCGACAGCCUCAAUACCCUGACAUAUGUCAUCGCCUUCGAAGCCGACGCCAGUGCCCGUGAUGUCACCCGGCGCUAUGCCAAAGCCUACACCUCCAAGACCUGUAGACAACGUAUCGACAACCCAUCCUUACCACCUGCCGCCACGCCCAGCGGAGGUAUCACAGACGGCUCACGUUGGUAUCGCGCCCUGUUAGCACGCUAUACGCGGCGACGGCCUACAGAUCUCGAUCAAAUCGAACUCGUUGAACUCGCCGCUGCUGAGGCGCGUGAGCCGAUGCCACGCAAUGUGGCCGAUUUCAAAGACCAUCCCAUAUACGCCCUCGAGCGACACCUACGUCGUGGCGAAGUGCUCGCGCCGGGCGCUCAAACCAGCGGUACCGUUAGGGCGGGCGCGAAAGCCCCACUCGAGAGGAUAUACCGCCGGCGUGAUGUCCAUAUAGCCCGGACGAGGGAGCGAUGGUACCGCAUGGGCAGGGUAGUCAGGGAUGGCGAGGAGCCAGUAAAAAGCGUCCCAAAACGGCGAGUCCACGACAACGACGACGACAUCGACGACCCCGAUAAAGUCGGUCUAUUCGGCGACCUAGCCCACGGCAACACACCACUCUACACAGAAUCCCAAACCGACCUCUACACCGCGCCACCUGUCGUCGCAGGCCGCGUGCCCAAAAACAAAUUCGGCAACCUCGACCUGUACGUCCCCAGCAUGGUCCCGCGCGGCGGAGCGCACAUACGGCACGAUCGGGCCGCGCAAGCGGCGUUUACUGCGGGUGUUGAUUACGCGCCGGCGCUGACUGGGUUUGAGUUUCGCGGGCGGCAGGGCACGGCGGUGCUUAGCGGGGUGGUGGUUCCCGAGGAGUGUGCGGACGGGGUGUGGGCGGUGAUUAGGGGGUUGGAAGGGAUGGAGGAGGAGGAGGAGAGGGAGAGGAGGGCGAGGAGGGCAAUGAGGAUGUGGAGUUGGUUUUUGAAGGGGUUGAGGAUUCGGGAGAGGAUUUGGGCGGGUGUGGAUGAGGAGGGAGAGGAGGAGGAUUUGGGAGAGGGAGAAGAGGGGGUCGAGGGGCAUGAUGAGGACGAGCAGGCAAAAGACGAAGGGAAGGAUGCGGGUGAGGAUGAUGGUGUGGGAGGUGGGUUUUUCGUGCCGGAUGAAGACGACGACGAUGAUGAUGGGGGAGGCGGAGAAAACAUGAACAGCAAUAAACCACCAUCAACACCACCUCCAACACACCCACCAACUUUACACCUGCCCAUCAACUGGCCAGCCCACAUCCCAUACCUAACCCGCCCUUCCUACUCGCGAUACCUCACCCCGGCCCAUCUCCGGGCCCUCCGUACCCGGCCCGCGGCCAACUCGGCGGACCCGCUCCCGGUGAUACCGCGCAGUCUGAGGCCAGGUCCGUGUACGUCGGUUUGUAUUGUGCCGAUUACGGAUUUGGGACACCCUGCAAACGGUCAAGCCGGGCUUUUCGCGACACGGGAUUUGGCCCCGGGGGAAUUGAUACUGCCUUAUAUCGGUGAAGUUCACAUUGGGACGGCACCGUUUGGGCGUAUCUCUUCCCACGAGUCCGAUGUCAACCCUGACAAGGAUAAACACAACGACCAAGACAACAAGAACAACGACAACAACGAUGUUGAUGCCACCUCUGUUGUUGAAGACCAAGACGACCCCUACGACUACGCCACAUCAGACUACGACCUCUGGAUCGACCGCGAGUCCGACCUCGCCGUCGACGCAGCACGAGCAGGCAACGAAGCCCGCUUCAUCAACGACUACCGCGGUGUGCCGGGGCCGGAUCAACACGUCAACUCCAACUUCAAAACGAAAAAGCAGAAAAAAGAUGACCAGAGAACCAAAGCCAACGCCGAGUUCCGAACGGUAUGGGAUCCGCGCACAGGCGAAAGGGGAAUGGCGGUGUUUGUGUUGCCGGCUGGGAAGAAGGCGACGGGGAGAGCGAGGACGGUGGGGAUUACGAGGGGGGAAGAGGUGUUGGUUAGUUAUGGGAGGGGGUUUUGGCAGGGGAGGAGGGAGGUUGAGGGUGAUGGGGGUGAUGGAGGAGAUUGGGGAUUGGGGGGGUGA
Dichotomopilus funicola is the source of this 3555-nucleotide messenger RNA. RefSeq lists its product as uncharacterized. The transcript has 7 exons. Lineage: Eukaryota; Fungi; Ascomycota; Sordariomycetes; Sordariales; Chaetomiaceae. Gene Ontology annotation, cellular component: XPC complex; cytoplasm; nucleus. Gene Ontology annotation, molecular function: damaged DNA binding; single-stranded DNA binding; protein binding. The record is from RefSeq and is a predicted model, not a curated record. Bases 1 to 3555 code for a protein of 1184 amino acids. Gene Ontology annotation, biological process: mismatch repair; nucleotide-excision repair.